AUGAAUGAGGGGGAGGCCGAGAUAUCUAAGGAGAACGACUGGAAAGAGCUGGAGCCCAACUAUGCCAUUAAAAUCUUCCUCACCGUCCUGUACAGCCUCAUCCUGCUCACAGGCAUUGUGGGUAAUGGAGUCACCAUCCAGGUGAUGCAGGUGCUGCAGCAUAAUGGCUACAUGCAGAAGUACGUGACGGACCACCUGGUGAGCCUGGCGUGCUCCGACCUUCUGGUCCUCCUCAUAGGCAUGCCCGUGGAGCUCUACAGCGCCACGUGGUUCCCCUUCACCUCCACCUCGGGUGACGCUUCCUGCAAGAUCUACAAUUUCCUGUUCGAAGCCUGCAGUUAUGCCACCAUCUUGAACGUGGCGACACUCAGCUUUGAACGCUACAUGGCCAUUUGCCACCCAUUCCGCUUCAAGGCCCUGGCAGGAGAGCGAACGGGGGGCCUCAUUGCGCUCGCCUGGGUCACGUCCGUGGCCGUGGCUAUCCCGCUGCUGUUCACCACGGGAAUGGAGGGCCACGUCAUAGAGCCAAACGUUGGGCCGGUCCAGAACCUGACAUUCUGCACCAACCUGAGGGAGCAGUGGGGGGUGUACAGGGCCAGUAUCUUUGUGGCGUUCAUCGUGUACAUGGUGGUGCUGGUCAGCGUUGGGGUCAUGUGUCGGGGCAUGAUCCUGGUCCUUCAGCAAACCAUGAGGCCCAUGGGAGGAGGGGUCAACGGAGAAGAGGGCACGCCAAAACACGAGAGUGCCCGGGUCAAAGCCGCCAAGAAGCAAACCAUACUUUUUCUAGGUUUAAUAGUGGGCUCCCUCACUGUCUGCUGGCUUCCCAACCAGGUGCGUCGCCUGAUGACCGCCGCCGUGCCCAAAUCCAGCUGGACCAUGCCCUACUUCCGCAGCUAUGUGGCAUUGCACCCCGUGGCCGACACCUUCUUUUACCUCAGCUCCGUGCUCAACCCCUUCCUGUACAACCUCUCCUCCCGCCAGUUCCAACAGGUCUUUGUCCAGGUGCUGCGCUGCCGCCUCACCAUUGAGCAUGUCAACAAACGGACUCUGAGGAGCCCCGAGGCCAACUCGGCCCGCUCGUUGCGGCCCCUGCUAAAGUCGCUGCGCUGUGGUCAUGGCGGCAGGUCUACUCAGACUCAGAGCUUGGAGUUCGAGAUGCCUACGUUCACUACCUUACAUAUUCCUAAGGACACUCCAGCUCCCAGCCCUGAGGAGGCCCUUCCCACAACCAAUGAAUCACGCUCGAUUUCAGUGCGAAAGGGAAAUGAGCCUGAUGAGACUGAAAUAUAAGGGGACGCAUUUGGUGCUUUGAAGUUUAUUCAAAUACAUGUAUCAUAAAGUUGGCUUGUGUUUACACCUUAUAUUAACAUGUGGUUGUCGUCAUCCGAACGAGAUGAUCCGAUCACUAUCUGAUCGAGAUUUGUUGCUUCGACACAUGGUAAUAACUAAUAAUUUAGUCCGUUUUGUGAUCAGAUUCCCUGGUUCCCUCCCUGUAUGCAAAUUAAUCCAACCUGCCGAUAUGACACAAACUAUAUAAAUCGACAAAACAGCGCACUUUUAUAGUCAAUAGUUUUAUACUCUCAUCAUUACAGCCUACUUUUGUUAUCGACAAUUCAAGACUGAGCGCAAUAGCCCACUGGGCAAACCACAUCAUUUCAACGUGGAUAAUUGGGUAAUAUUUGGUUGAGACGUUGAUCAAUGAGAUUGCAACCUUUAUUCACCCACUCCAAAGACAGUCAAAAGUUAGUUGAAUUUCCAGUGUGUUAUCACUAUGCUUUCAACCAUCUGCAAUCUGGUUCAUGUUAUCAAUCAACCAACCAGAGUAUUUACAAACAGAACAGGAACUAAAUAAUCCAUAUGUAUUGAUCACAUCUUUACUAAUGUUGCAGAAAUCUGCUCUAAAGCGGUAUCCACACCCUUCGGAUGUAGUGAUCAUAAUAUAAUAGCUAUAUCUAAAAAAUAAUCUAAGUUCCAAAG
Salvelinus fontinalis (brook trout) is the source of this 1977-nucleotide messenger RNA. RefSeq names its product G-protein coupled receptor 39-like. Bases 1 to 1290 code for a protein of 429 amino acids. The transcript is spliced from 2 exons. Gene Ontology annotation, molecular function: G protein-coupled receptor activity. NCBI's taxonomy places the organism in Eukaryota, Metazoa, Chordata, Actinopteri, Salmoniformes, Salmonidae. Gene Ontology annotation, biological process: G protein-coupled receptor signaling pathway. The record is from RefSeq and is a predicted model, not a curated record. Gene Ontology annotation, cellular component: membrane.